AUGAGGUUGUCUGCAUCAAAUUCUGAAUCAGAAAAGGUUGAUAUACAAUCUUUCUCAAAUUGGUUUUUAAGCAUAGGAGAUGGUUCAAAUAGUGCUGAAGGAGGAGGACAAUCAAUCGUACAUAUACCAACUGAAUUUUUAAUAUUUGAGUUCAUUGACCCUUUGAAGAAAAUUGUAGAAACAAUUUAUCCCCAAUUAGAGCAAAAUUUCAUGCGCGAAGAUUUUUUCACCAGCAGGGCAAUAUUGGCUCCGACCUUAGAAGUUGUAGAUCAAUUGAAUAAUUACAUUUUCUCAAUUUUCCCAGGGGAUGCAGUUACAUAUUUCAGUUCAGACUCCAUAUGCAAAGCUGAUCAACAUUCUGACUACUUUGAUGAUAUUUACAAUACUGAAUUCCUAAACACAAUUAAAUGCUCUGGAAUGCCUCCACACAAUUUGACUCAAAAAGUAGGAGUCCCUGUCAUGCUUAUGAGAAAUAUAGACCAGGCUAAUGGACUAUAUAAUGGAACAAGAUUGAGGAUUACUUUGUUGCCAGACCAUUUUAUUAGAGGAGUAAACCUAAAUGGAUCAAAAUUAGGGGAAGUCUAUAUUCAUCGCAUGGACCUUAACCCUUCUGAGGAAAAUCUUCCUUUUCUCAUGCGUCGUCAACAAUUUCCUGUUAUCCUCUCAUUCGCAAUGACCAUAAAUAAAAGUCAAGGACAGACUUUGUCAAAAGUAGGAGUUUAUUUGCCAAAACCAGUUUUUAUACAUGGUCAAUUAUAUGUUGCUUUAUCUAGAGUUACAUCAAAGAAUGGCCUUAAGCUUCUUAUUCAUGAUUCUGAAUUUAGGCCAUUGACAUCUAUGACAAAAAUGUAG
This is a messenger RNA of Prosopis cineraria, 852 nucleotides long. RefSeq lists its product as uncharacterized. The transcript has a single exon. The coding region runs from base 1 to 852 and encodes 283 amino acids. Lineage: Eukaryota; Viridiplantae; Streptophyta; Magnoliopsida; Fabales; Fabaceae. The record is from RefSeq and is a predicted model, not a curated record.